Elaeis guineensis (African oil palm) is the source of this 2819-nucleotide messenger RNA. Its product is annotated as YTH domain-containing protein ECT4. Lineage: Eukaryota; Viridiplantae; Streptophyta; Magnoliopsida; Arecales; Arecaceae. Gene Ontology annotation, biological process: mRNA destabilization. The record is from RefSeq and is a predicted model, not a curated record. Gene Ontology annotation, molecular function: mRNA binding. Gene Ontology annotation, cellular component: cytoplasm.
AAAUAAUAUAUCCGGUUGUGGAGGCGGAGCCGUGGUGCUAUUUGAGGCACCGCUUUUCGAUGCGCCAAACCCUCUUCAUUUGGAUUCCUCCCCUGGCGGCUCUCCUUCUCCUACCCUCUCUCUCCUAGGGUUUCGCUCUAUCACUCUCCCCACCCGCCCCUUCCUCUCUAUUAGGGUUUGGGCUUCAGAUCCCAUCAGAACCAUCUAUGGCGGCCGUCGCUCCCGCUUCUGACCAAGCUGCAGAUUUGCUGCAAAAGCUGUCGUUGGAUUCUCAGGCCAAGACACAUGAUGCUGUGGAGGCUACCAAGAAGCCUCCUGCGAUUCAAUUUGGGUCUGCACAUGGUGGAGAAGUGCCGAACGUUUCGAUCCCAUCAGAGCGAUCGUUGACACCUGUACUUCCAGACUUCAUGGAUCCAAGCAUGUGUUAUCUACCAAGCGGAUACCCUUAUUACUAUGGAGGUUAUGAUGGUUCUGUCAAUGAGUGGGGGGAUGACUACCCUAGAUACGUAAACCAUGAUGGAGUGGAGAUGCCUCCUGGAGUCUAUGGUGAUAUGUAUCACCAUGGAUAUGGGUAUGCUCCUUUUGGUGCAUAUCCGUCUCCUGGUUCCUCAGUUCCUACCAUGGGGCAUGAUGGUCAGCUGUAUGGUCCACAGCAUUAUCAGUACCCAACUCCAUUUUUCCAGCCACCAACUCUUACGGGUGCACCACAUACACCAAACCAACCCCCUACUUCUCAAAGCGAGGUUUCUACUUCUGUUUCUUCUGAUCAGCCAUCCAUUCCCCUGGAUACGUCCAAGGCUAACUCAAAUGGAAUUGCCAAUGGGAAUGCAAAUGGAAAUAGUGGGUCAGCACCUCAGAGGCCAAGCCACCAAAAUCAGUCACAUACUUCGAAUGGUUCCUAUGGUAGGGGAUCUUUGCCUGGUGGAUUUCCUUCUACUGGUUACCAGGAUCCAAGGUUCAGUUUUGAUGGAAUGCGAUCACCAGUACCAUGGUUUGAUGGACCUGUUUUCUCUAAUGGGCAACACAGACCAGCUACGUCAAGCUCCAUUUCAUCUACAAUAUCACAUAAUGGGACAACUCCAGCAGCAAGAAAUCAGAAUCACCGUCCUCUUCCUCAAGUCAUGGGUAUGCAUGCCCCAAGACCGACAUCUGGGAUGGGACCAGCCGCUCCUGGUUUCAUGAAUAGGAUUUAUCCAAACAACCAACUGUAUGGCCAGAAUGCACUCAGAACUAGUCUUGGUUUUGGAUCGAAUGGUUAUGAUUCUAGGUCAAAUGGGUGCUGGGGAUUGGCUGUGGAUAGCAAAUACAAACCUCGGGGCCGGGGCAAUGGAUAUUAUGGUUAUGGCAAUGAAAACCAAGAUGGAUUUACUGAGCUGAACAGAGGGCCUAGGGCAGGACGCUUCAAAAACCAAAAGACAUUUGGACCUGUUAAAAUUGCUGUAAAGGGGCAGAUCCUCUCUUCAAUUGGGAAUGAGGAUUCUAGCAUAACACCGGAUAAGGAACAAUACAAUCGGGCUGAUUUCCCUGAGAAAUACACCGAUGCAAAGUUCUUCAUCAUUAAAUCAUACAGUGAGGAUGAUAUUCAUAAAAGCAUCAAAUACAAUGUCUGGGCCAGCACCCCCAAUGGAAACAAGAAGCUGGAUGCUGGAUAUCAGGAAGCUCAGGAGAAGGCUGAUGGAUGCCCUGUUUUUUUGUUUUUCUCUGUCAACACCAGUGGGCAAUUUGUUGGUGUGGCAGAAAUGGUAGGCCCAGUUGAUUUUAACAAGACUGUUGAGUACUGGCAGCAAGAUAAGUGGAAUGGUUGCUUCCCUGUCAAGUGGCACAUUGUUAAGGAUGUACCUAACAGUGUUCUUAAGCACAUCACAUUAGAGAACAAUGACAACAAGCCAGUGACAAACAGUCGGGACACUCAGGAGGUAAAACUGGAGCAGGGUCUUCAAAUGCUCAAGAUUUUUAAGGAACAUGUCAGUAAGACAUCCAUUCUGGAUGAUUUCAUGUUCUAUGAGAACCGCCAGAAAGUGAUGCAAGAGAAAAAGGCAAAGCAACAGCUUCAUAAACAGGCCUGGGAUGGGAAAACUUCUGAUGCUGUUGCUGGGGAGAUAGAAAAGGAUGGGGCAAGUGGGAAGCCCAGAUUGCAGAAACCUUUGGAAUCGGUUUCAAUUUUGAACAAGGAUGUGCCACAGGGUGGCCUUGGGGAACGAAAGCUAUCCGAGGAAAAUGGUGUGGUUGCAGCAGCUGGUGAUGCCUUGAAGAUUGCUAAGCCAGCAACAGAGAAGCGGGCUAUUGCGAAUGGUGUUGCUAAUGGAUGUUAGGUUGAUUGGCCCCCUCGUUCAUCAGCUGUAGCUAUUGGAAUUGUGUAGGAGUGGUUUCAGAAAACCUUUUUGUUGGCUGGGAAAAUAAAUGUCGUUAUACUUGGGUGUCCGGAACCCAUAUUUGCGAGGCUGCAGAGGAUUUACAUUUGGAAGGGGGUGGGGGGAGGGGUUGAGAUCUUGGGCAAUAAAAGCCUGCAUGGCCACUGGUGUGUGGUGAAGUUGCUGGUUUUCCUAAUGCCUUAAAGUCGGGUUACUGUUAUCUCAUUUGGACUGGUCCUUAGGUUCAGGAAUAUGGGGUUUUAUAGCUUUAAGUAGUGUACUGACGAGUUAAGUUUUUAAUUCCUUAUUUUAGUUUUGGGGUUUGGAUUAGUUUGUCCUUUGCUCUGAAUUGUCUUUUCUUUUUAAUGAAGUCUUUUCUUUUGUAAAUCUACCUUUGUAUCUCUCGGAACAAGAAGCAGAUUAGAGUAUUGCAAUAGUGGAGUUGAAAAGAGCUGAGUUUGCUUUGCA